Molecule: messenger RNA, 1140 nt
Organism: Myripristis murdjan (pinecone soldierfish)
Lineage: Eukaryota; Metazoa; Chordata; Actinopteri; Holocentriformes; Holocentridae
Product: CCN family member 1-like
Exons: 6
Coding region: 1-1140 (379 amino acids)
Biological process (GO): cell adhesion; positive regulation of cell differentiation; positive regulation of cell migration
Cellular component (GO): extracellular region
Molecular function (GO): integrin binding; heparin binding
Source: RefSeq, a predicted model, not a curated record
AUGGCGUUCCUUCUGUACCUGACACUUCUGACAACAGCCGUCAUCACUCAGGUGACCGCUGGCUGCCCUGCUGUGUGUGUGUGCCCUGCAGAGCCUCCGGUGUGUCCGCCAGGGGUGAGCGCCGUGCCAGAUGGGUGUGGGUGCUGCAAGGUGUGUGCUGCACAGCUGAACCAAGACUGUAGCCCCAUGAUGCCGUGCGACCACCACAAGGGUCUGGAGUGUAAUUACGGCAAUGAUGUGACCAUGGCCUGGGGCAUCUGUCGAGCAAAAUUGGAGGGACGCACAUGCGAGUACAACGGCAGGAUCUACCAGAAUGGCGAGAGCUUUCACGCCGGCUGCAAACACCAGUGUACCUGCAUUGACGGCGCAGUCGGCUGCGCUCCUCUCUGUGACAACCGGCUGCCAGCAGCCUCACCCUCUUGCCCUUACCCACGACUGGUCAGGGUGCCAGGGCAGUGCUGCUUCAGUGUUGACUGCCAUAAGGGCAUCUGGCGUCUCCCACCUAAACAUCAGGUGCCUCCACCACAGAAACACCGUCCCAGACCUCAUCCUGUCCCACAUCAGCCUGGGAACGACCUGCUGCUGGGGAACGAGCUGAUGGACAGCAAGCCCAGCGGCUGGGAGAAUGAACACGGCUACAAACACUUGCCUGUGUGGAACGACCUGAAGGAGAAGUGUGCGGUCCAGACCACUGACUGGUCCCAGUGCUCCCGCAGCUGUGGGAUGGGCGUGUCUUCCCGUAUCACCAACAAAAACCCUCAGUGCAAGCUGGAGAGAGAGACAAGAAUAUGUACCGUGCGGCCAUGCGACGGACUAACCAUCCCAGCCAAGAAAGGAAAGAAGUGCUCCCCAACACACAAAGCCCCAGAGCCCAUCCGCCUGUCCUACGGUGAAUGCCUGAGUGUCCGUCUCUACCGGCCCAACUACUGCGGUGUGUGUACAGAUGGCCGGUGCUGCACGCCACGCCGCACCCGCACCGUACCCGUGACCUUUGUUUGCCCGGAUGGCGAGCGCUUCCAGAAGUCAGCCAUGUUCAUCCAGUCAUGUAAAUGCAGGGAUGACUGUAGCCAUCUCAAUGAAGCCGCCCUCCCACCACAGCACUGGAUGUAUGGAGACACUCACAAAUUCACUGACGAGUAG